Messenger RNA from Aureobasidium musti, 1143 nucleotides. The record is from the annotation of a GenBank genome assembly. NCBI's taxonomy places the organism in Eukaryota, Fungi, Ascomycota, Dothideomycetes, Dothideales, Saccotheciaceae.
CAGGCUCAGAAUCCCAUCACGGUCUCGGAAAUCAGAGCUCUGGCGAAGGGGCGACUUGACUCAGCUACUUGGGACUACUACACUGCUGCUGCUGAUUACCAACGCUCUGCUCGUCGUAACGCACUAGCCUUCAAGUCAGUCCUUCGUAACGUCCGUGUCGUUGACACCAGCACUUCAGUGCUUGGGAGGCGGUACGACUCACCUGUCGCUAUCGCUCCAACUGCGUAUCAAAAGCUUGCCGGUGGUAAUGGAGAGAUCGAUGUCGCUCGAGCAGCUACUGCGCUGGGCACGAACUUCGUUCUCUCCACAAAUGCCACCACUUCACUGGAGGACGUCGCUGCCGCAUUAUCUGAACGAGAUGAACGAUAUUCCAAGCCUUGGUUCCAAUUAUACUUGCUUGGUUCACGAAGCCUGAGCAAGAAACUCAUACAUCGGGCGGAGACCGCGGGAUACGAAGCCCUAGUACUGACUGUGGACACGCCUGUACUUGGAAAUCGUCUGCAUGAGCGCAAAACCCCUUUGCGUCUCCCUCCAGGCCUCACGACAGCAAACGCAAGAUCCCGUCGUGUAGGUGGUGUUUCCAAAGCUGGACUACUUCUUCGAGCAGAGACUGCUUCCGAAGCAAAGCGAAUCGCGGAUGAGCAUCGCGAUUCUCUUGUGGACUCCACCAUGACCUGGGAGAACGUUGUGCCAUGGUUGCAGGCCCAAACAUCAAUGAAGAUCGUGCUGAAAGGAAUAAUGACUGCGGAGGAUGCACAGCUUGCGAUAGAGUCGGGGGUCGACGCGAUAAUUGUGUCGAACCACGGCGGACGCCAACUAGAUGGCGUUUCCUCGACCAUAGAAGCCUUGCCAGAGGUUGUCACUGCUGUCAGGGGAAGAAUACCGGUGAUACUUGAUGGAGGUAUUGAACAUGGAACGGACGUCUUCAAAGCACUAGCUCUCGGCGCUGAUCUUUGUGUGAUUGGAAGAAGCGCAUUGUGGGGUCUGGCUUGGGAUGGGCAGAAAGGAGUGGAAAAAGUACUAAACAUCCUUGAGAGGGAGCUGUCACGCACGAUGGCUCUGGUGGGAGUUUCGAGGGUGGCGGAGGUCAGUAAAGAUCUGCUUGGUCGCGUAAGGACAGAUGGGUUCGGGAUAGCGAAGCUC